Messenger RNA from Malassezia vespertilionis, 1254 nucleotides. Its product is annotated as protein S-acyltransferase. The record is from RefSeq and is a predicted model, not a curated record. Gene Ontology annotation, molecular function: palmitoyltransferase activity. Bases 1 to 1254 code for a protein of 417 amino acids. The transcript has a single exon. Lineage: Eukaryota; Fungi; Basidiomycota; Malasseziomycetes; Malasseziales; Malasseziaceae.
AUGCUGGAGCCGCGCGCCGCUCUGCUGUGUCUCCUUGUAUCCGCCGGCAGUUUUUACAUUAUUACCAUGAUGAUCUGGAGCUAUUACAUGGCGUGCAAAGUACCACCGGGAACCACUCUCGAGGGGCUUUCGGGUGUAUAUCACGAGCGACGAUACGGGCCUGGGAGUGGAUACUGGUGGCGAGAGAAGCGCGAACAGGUCGCACAUGCAGCUUACCGUCAUUCGGGCGUUUCCGACGAGUAUGAAUCAAACGAUGCAGAGACGUCGCUUCCCCUGGUGCAUCCGCACGAUUUCACGCCUCACUAUUCGAUACACGAGCGCAUCAAGGCGCGACUAAAAACGUCACCGCCACCGCCGCCCGUCGGUAUGGACCUCACUGUGCAUUUCCGUUUCUGCAAGAAAUGCAAGACAAUCCCCUUGACAGAGGCGGUGCUGUGUCUUCCGCCGGAGCUGCGCCAAUCGGAAAAGUACAAUCGCCGCAGUCAGCUGCUGUGUGCUCAGCGUGAUAUUGCCGCAACGCCAGAGCUUGCAUACAACGAAGCGCAGCUGUAUCCCGACAUCGCGCCGGAGCUGUUUAACGAUGCGGACGAUGAAGGCGAGAAAGAAGUGCGUGCGUGGCUGGGUAAUGAUGCGGACAAUGCUGUGCUUGCCCCAAAGCCAGAGCGUGCGCACCACUGCAACACGUGCAACGCAUGUAUUUUAAAGUACGACCAUCACUGCCCGUGGAUUAAUCAGUGUGUGGGCUUGGGCAACGAACGCUACUUUAUUCUUUUCAUGCUGUGGUUUUCCGUUGGGGCCGGUUUCAUGGGCAUUGCCGGCUGGCCUAUUGCGCGCGCUGCCGUUUCCAGAAAAAUAGCGUGGGAUUUUGCGUACGCGCCUCGCCUAGUCUUUUUGCUAAUAUAUGUAAAAGCAGCGGUGAUGAGCGUUGUUGUCUUCAUUCUCGCUUCUUGGCACGUUUGGCUGGUCGCCCAUGGGCAGACCAGUGUGGAGAGCCAGGACAAUGCGCAGUACCGCAAAAUUGCCAAGGAGCGCAACGAGACAUUUGCCAAUGUGUAUGAUUUGGGCAGGAUCCGGAACUUGCAGCUUUUCUUUAAUGUGGGUCCAGGCAUGAUGUACAAGUAUUAUACCCUUUUUCUGCCGAUGCAUGUACGCCCCUACUCGGACGGAUGGCACUGGGCCAAGCACGCUGGUAUGCACGGACGACAUACUGGAAUUAAGGUGGAGGAAGAGUUCACGGACGAUGAAGAUGCAUAA